AUGCAACAAUCCACCGGUGCGAACGCACACUCAUCGUCUCCUCUCACUCACCAUAGAUCCAAAUCUAUAUCGUCUAUUCUAUCUCAAGCGGCUGAAGAUGUCAAGCAAAAAAUCACUGAUACUCUUUUAUACACGUAUGAAGAAUUGCCCUCUUGGCAACAAGAUAAUGAAAUGAUCCUAACAGGUUAUAUUAGAGAAACAAACUCUUGGAAACUAUGUUUACGUUCUUUAACUUUCUUCCAUAACGAAACUAUAAACAUUUAUUCUCAUGGUAUUUCUGCAGCCAUUUAUUUAUUAUUAUUAGUAUUUUUCUUUACAAAUUUAAUUUAUUUACCAAGUUUUCCCACAACUACUUUACACGAUUAUUUAGUCCUAGAUAUAUAUUUAUUAGGUGCGGCCACUUGUCUUACUCUGAGCUCAUGUUUCCAUUGUUUAAAACAGCAUUCGCAAUCACAAUCUGAUAUUUGGAGUAAGAUGGAUUAUAUAGGAAUCAUCUGUCUAAUUACAUGCUCCACAAUUUCAUUAUUAUAUUUUGGUUAUAGAGAUCAUUUCAAUUAUUUCAAAUUCUUUGCUAUAUCGACUUUUAUAUUGGCUAUCACUUGCACAGUUUUUGUCACUAUGGAAAAAUUUAAUACAAGAGAUUGGAAACACGUUAGAGCUUUAUUCUUUAUUGCUUUUGCAGGUAGUGGACUUAUCCCUUUAAUUACAGGUAUUAAUAUAUUUGGAUUUCCUGAGGUUUGGCAAAGAGUUCAAUUACCUUCACUCACUUUAGAACUGAUUUGUUAUGUUAUUGGUGCCUUAUUAUACGGUUAUAGAAUACCAGAAGUUUUCGCACCAGGGAAAUUCGAUAAUAUUGGAAAUUCUCAUCAAUGGUUCCACAUCUUUGUUGUCUUAGGUUCUUUAUUACAUUUAAGAGCUUUAGUAGGUUCUUAUUAUUUUAUGCAUUCUUUUCUCCUAGCUACUAGGAAGCAAAAAUUAUAA
Henningerozyma blattae CBS 6284 is the source of this 981-nucleotide messenger RNA. It is a transcript of the gene IZH4, whose product is annotated as Izh4p. Bases 1 to 981 code for a protein of 326 amino acids. The record is from RefSeq and is a predicted model, not a curated record. Gene Ontology annotation, molecular function: signaling receptor activity. NCBI's taxonomy places the organism in Eukaryota, Fungi, Ascomycota, Saccharomycetes, Saccharomycetales, Saccharomycetaceae. The transcript has a single exon. Gene Ontology annotation, cellular component: membrane.